ACCAUUCACAAAGGCGCACAGCAUGCCACACAUACGGGAGACGAAUCACGCGGGCUGCCACCGGAAAUACGUGGGUAUGGACGCCCAUGUCAAAGCAUUCGUAUAAAUAAGUUUGCCCCCUCGUAGACACAACAGAAGAGCGCCAACUCUCACUCGAGGAAAUACGUGUAAACUUUGAAGAUGAAUAUCAUCAUUGUAUCGAGUUUACUAGCGACUACGCUGUUGUGUAUGUCGCAGCAUUUUGUUCAGGGAGCUUUAAUGCCGGAGCAUCCCCAGACAUCCUUUUGCAUGGCAGAUUUUGUCGUUCGAGUGAAGGUGCUGGGAAAAAUAAAGCGGGACGACGAGGUACCCACGACCGAAGCUUCAGCAGGUGAUAAGUUUACUGUUCCUUCCCCGACCGAGAGACUUGUGGCGGACACAGACGCCCCAGAAACGAAAAGUGCUUCCACUCGUCGCUUCCAGAAAAUUGAUGAUUUACCACCACAGAGCAAUAACAGCGAUGCUGGGUCUCUUCUGGGUCUCAUCUUCGCCAGGCACAAGCGAAAUAUUGGAAUACGAGGUGCCCCAGCCCCUGGAGGAAAGAUGCGCUAUCGUCCAAUAGGAGGAAAAGGCCGGGACAAAGGAAUGAUGUACUAUGAUGUUCUGAUAAAGAAAAUAUUCAGAGGUGAAGAUAGAGUGCGAAGAACCAAAAGAACUUUUGUUGAUGCCUCCAAUCCAUCUCGAUUGUUUGCGAGGAUUUACUUCUCCAGUCACCACGGUCAGGACCUGGUACUGGGAGAUGCUUACAUGCUUUCUGGUAAAAUCAUGGAUAAUGAAUUGAUUCUCCCAUCGCGAGGCUGUUGGAUGCAAAAAUGGCGUGACCUGUCCAAAGAUCAAAUUCACGGUCUGAAUAAAGUAUAUGCAGAAAACUGCGAGUGUAUGGUCCAGUUUUGCUUUCCUGGUCGCUGUGCAUCUAUGCCUAAGUCUCAGCUGCAGUGUAACUGGAAACUGCAAAACUUUAGAGAACCAAGAAGAGAUUGUGGAGCAAGACACAACGCAUGCGUCAAUACACGUGGCCAGUGCCAGUGGAAGAUAGGCAAAGAAUACGAUUCUUGUAUAAAUCCCUCGGGAAUUCUCCCGUAGGACAGAAGACGCGAGGGAUUUCCCGGGGACUAAACUCCCUUCGGGGUCUUUUCCUGCACAGUUCUACGUCGCUGCUUUUUGCGUAACAAAGACUUGUAGGGAGGAGACCGUGGACGCGUCAAAGAAGUGGACAGUAAAAUAAGAACACUGAUUAACCUACUAAUCUUUGCUCUGAUUUCCGUUCAUUGCCCAGACGGAGUGGGCCUCGGUAACUAUGAAAGAGCGACACUAACAUAUAUUCUUGUAAGGAAACAAGCGAAUUUUAAUUUCCAUUUACUUCCGAAAAUAUGAACUUGAUUCCCAGAGUUCCUCUUCUCGUAAAGGAACGAGGGGAAGAAAUCAAGCUUAUUGGAAAUACUAGAGAUUUUGUUAAUACUCGCUUUACGGACUAUUUCACUAAAUAAAAAGAAUCCUUUCUCAUACCCUUGUGGGUCACAUCCCCGAUUACCAUUUGCGCACGCGCGAUUAGUCUGAGGGCGUCAUGUGAUUGACUGAUAUUCCGGUAAAAGAGAGAUAAAGUCUACAAAAAAUAAACGAGGAUACUUUCGCGUCAAAUAGAGCCCAUUGUUUAUUCGUUGUUCUCAAACUCAUUAAUUAUUCAUGCAUCUCUUACCUAACCAGAGCAUCUUAUUCUGGUCAGGUGGAUGGAUUUCGAAACCCAAUGAAAAACGAGUUGAAAACACGGCCGUGUUUGAAACGAUUUCAAACACGGAUGCAAAUUUUCUUAGUCUGCAUAUUGAUAAAGCAAGAAAAACACGUGGCGAUAAACAACUUUUCAAGAACGCGUCGGAAGAUAGAGAACCUGUAAAACACAAAAUGAUAACCCUAAAUAAAACUACACUAUUUCAAUUUCA
Messenger RNA from Stylophora pistillata, 1976 nucleotides. RefSeq lists its product as uncharacterized. Gene Ontology annotation, biological process: negative regulation of membrane protein ectodomain proteolysis; negative regulation of endopeptidase activity. Gene Ontology annotation, molecular function: metalloendopeptidase inhibitor activity; protease binding. Gene Ontology annotation, cellular component: extracellular matrix. Lineage: Eukaryota; Metazoa; Cnidaria; Anthozoa; Scleractinia; Pocilloporidae. The record is from RefSeq and is a predicted model, not a curated record.